Bursaphelenchus xylophilus (pine wood nematode) is the source of this 755-nucleotide messenger RNA. Lineage: Eukaryota; Metazoa; Nematoda; Chromadorea; Rhabditida; Aphelenchoididae. The record is from the annotation of a GenBank genome assembly.
AUGAUGGCUGACCGUCGAACCCUCCGUCUUACUCUCCAAGCAAUCUCACAGCUCUGCUCCUCUCUGAAACACAAGUACGAUGCGGAUGUGGUUACUGAGAUACGGCGACUAGUAUCGACUAUUUCCACAGAUUCCCUGGAAAUCCGAUUACCUCAUCCGUCGCCGGAAAGGUACGAGCUUUACGGGAAAUUAUAUGGCGCUGAUGUCUAUGAGGACUCCACAAUGUCAUGUGUGGUCUUUGGAAUGAAGCAUGAAGGCGGGAAGAUCCCCUUGCACGACCAUCAACAUAGCUUUGGAUUCAUCAGAGUUUUGAGGGGAUCGUUGAGGAUAAGAUCCUUCUCCUUUGUACAAGAUGAAAAUAAAAAGGAGAGGAAUCUGGUCUCGGCGAGGUUUGAAGGUAAGAAAUUAUUAUCUUGAUAAGGAUUUGUGAUACUGUUUACAGUAUCCAUGACGUUAAUGUUAUAGGUGAACAAGAAGUUGGUGUUUCAAAGUCAGAUGACCCCGACUCCGUUGUCUUUCUUGAUCCAAUACAAGGAAAUAUCCAUGAAGUGACUGCCCUCGAACCCGGGACCGCCUUCUGUGACGUCCUUGCCCCAGGCUACGUUCAUCCAAUCAACUGUGUAUAUUAUGAAGAGACCGAAUCCAUUCAAAAACCUGGUCAACUAACCCACCUCAGAGCCGUGCCACCCCCUCGAGACUACGUAACGGAGCCUUUGUGGUACAGAACAAUGGGACAACUCUUCCCUGUACAGUAA